AUGCCGAUCGCUGUUGGAACAUCCACCCUCAAGUCCGAGGUCGAGGUCGCCCAGGCCGAGACCCCGGAACUGGAGCAGGUCAAAUGGUGGCAGGAGCCGGGUCUCCGUAGGCUUUACUUCUGGGCAUCUGUCCUGUGUGUCGCAUCGGCGACCACUGGCUAUGACGGAAUGAUGCUGAAUACGUCUCAAAACUUGGAUUCAUGGCAGAAAUAUUUCAAUACUCCAUCCGGCUCUAAGCUGGGAUUGAUGAAUGCGAUCUACCAGAUUGGCAGUCUGGCCAGCUUUCCCUUCGUUCCAUACAUGGCUGACCUGUGGGGUCGAAAGGUCCCGAUCAUCAUCGGCUGUCUCCUCAUGAUCCUCGGUGGCUUCCUCGGUGCAUUCUGCAAGGAUUACGGAAUGUACGUCGCCGGUCGUUUGUUCCUCGGGUUUGGCAACAGCUUGGCUCAGAUGGCCUCCCCGGUCCUUUUGACCGAGAUCUGUCACCCCCAGCACCGUGGCAAAGUUACUACCAUCUAUAAUUGCUUGUGGAACUUGGGUGCUUUGGUUGUCGCCUGGAUUGCGUGGGGUACCAUGUACAUCAACAACGAUUGGUCCUGGCGCAGUUUGACCCUGCUUCAGGUGUUCCCUGCUGUGAUCCAAAUUUCUCUGAUCUGGUGGGUUCCGGAGUCUCCUCGGUGGUUGGUGUCUAAGGAGCGAUACGAGGAAGCCCUUGACAUUCUCGCUUACUACCACGGGAACGGCGAUCCACACAAUAAGACCGUGCAGUUCGAAUAUCGCGAGAUCAAGGAAACUAUUCAGUUGGAGAUGCAGUACCAGAACAAUAGUAGCUAUCUCGACUUCAUGCGAACCAAGGGCAACCGAUACCGUCUGGCGCUGCUGGUUUCACUGGGUAUCAUCUCCCAGUAUAGUGGCAACGCGUUGUUCAGCAACUAUACAAGUUUGAUCUAUAACAGUAUGGGUAUUACAGAGCAGAACAAAAAGAUCCCGCUGAACGGUGGGCAAACGCUGCUGAGUUUGGUUGUGAGUGUGAGCUCGGCCUUCUUCGUGGAUCGCGUGGGACGUCGGCCGCUGUUCCUAGUGGCCACCGUGGGGAUGGUACUCAUGUUCCUUGCCUGGACCGUCACUUCUUCCGUGUAUGAGCGGACCCAAGAUGUCAAAACCUCCGGGUAUCCCCAGGUUGUGUUCGUCUGGCUCUUCUCGGUUUUCUAUGCGAUCGCGUGGUCUGGCCUCCUGGUGGCAUACUCGCUGGAGAUCCUCCCGUAUCGACUGCGUGCCAAGGGAAUCAUGAUUAUGAACCUGACUGUCCAGGCCUCCCUAGUCCUUGGAAACUACACUAAUCCGAUCGCCUGGGAAAAGCUGCCCCACCACUGGAAUCUUUCGCUGAUCUAUACGAUUUGGAUUUUCAUUGAGCUGCUCUUUGUCUACUUCUUCUACGUGGAGACCAAGGGUCCCACCCUGGAAGAACUGGCCAAGAUCUUUGAUGGUGAAGAUGCGGCUGUGGCCCAUGUCAGCCUGACCGAGGUGGAGAAGGAAAUCGAGGUCAAUGAGAAAGGCGCGAUGUCUGAGGCUCGGGCCGUCUAA
This is a messenger RNA of Penicillium macrosclerotiorum, 1581 nucleotides long. Its product is annotated as putative MFS hexose transporter. Gene Ontology annotation, cellular component: membrane. Gene Ontology annotation, biological process: carbohydrate transport; transmembrane transport. Lineage: Eukaryota; Fungi; Ascomycota; Eurotiomycetes; Eurotiales; Aspergillaceae. The coding region runs from base 1 to 1581 and encodes 526 amino acids. Gene Ontology annotation, molecular function: carbohydrate:proton symporter activity. The record is from RefSeq and is a predicted model, not a curated record. The transcript has 9 exons.